Molecule: messenger RNA, 5227 nt
Organism: Peromyscus maniculatus bairdii (prairie deer mouse)
Lineage: Eukaryota; Metazoa; Chordata; Mammalia; Rodentia; Cricetidae
Source: RefSeq, a predicted model, not a curated record
UCCUGGGCAUCGGUCCCGGUAAGGCUGGGAAUGUCCCGGGCGGAGGCGGCUCAGACUUGAGUAGCGCACCACCCUGCACGGCUGUGUUGCAGGGCCCGGGAGGCUCACUGUUCCGAGAUGGCCAACAAAGAUGUGAAGUACUACACCCUGGAAGAGAUUCAGAAGCACAAAGACAGCAAGAGCACUUGGGUGAUCCUGCACCACAAGGUGUACGAUCUGACCAAGUUUCUGGAAGAGCAUCCUGGUGGGGAAGAAGUCCUAAGAGAGCAAGCUGGGGGCGAUGCUACCGAGAACUUUGAGGAUGUUGGGCACUCUACCGACGCACGAGAACUGUCGAAAACAUACAUCAUCGGGGAGCUCCAUCCGGAUGACAGAUCGAAGAUAGCCAAGCCUUCGGUAAGUUUGUGCAGAGGUCUGGAGGAGUGGUGGUGGGCAGAGGUAACUGUGUAUCUUUAUUGCAUCUCGGAGGAGGGGUAGUGGGCAGAGGUAACUGUGUAUCUUUAUUGUAUUGAGCACGUGUCCAAAUGGGGCAAACGUCAGAGCAGGUCUUUCUAGGUGAGGUAGGUAUGUAACUUUUUGGCUUUGCAAGAGUUUGGUUUGGGUUUCUUGUUUGUUUGUUUUACAGUCCUUGUGGUUUUGAGGAGAACUUGUUUGUUGCUUUGUACAACUAAUCUAUUACUUUCUAAAACAUCAUAAUUAUCAAUAAAUAAAAGUCUGGGUGUGUAGUUUAAUGGAACAUGCUUGCUCACCAUGCAUGAAGCUCUGGGUUCAAUCUCCAGUACCAGAUAGAGUGAGUGGGGAAAAAAUUGUGCUUCUCUCUGAAAGAUUGAACCUAAGUCUUAUUUUCAGAGGACCUAGAGCUUGUUUAAGUGGAAGCAUGUUUUCCUCCCUAACUCUGAAGGGACGACCCAUGCCUCCUCCUUCUUUGCAUCUUUGUGGCAUCGUAGGCAUUCAGAAAAGGCGAGUUUUACAUUGGCAUCCCCUAGCUCUUCAGUCUGAGGUGACCUUCUCACUUAAUUUGCUCGUUAAGUCUAGAGUAAGAACUUAUGAGAACAGCCAGCCAAAGGUCCUGAGAAGUCUAAGCAGGCUUGAGUUAAUUCUGGCCUGGAAGGAAGGGAGGCUGAGGGAAGGUUUUGCUUAAAAAUUGACAGCAAGGAAGCUGAGCUUUUCCACUGUGCUCUGAGCUUCUGGUCCUCGUGGAGAAGGCACACAGGGCGAGCGUGCUGGGAAGUCCAUUGUGCUGUCUCUGCCACCACGAUGCUGUUUGCUGUGCCUGACAUCAGUAAUUCCACAGUGUGUGUGUGUGUGUGUGUGUGUGUGUGUGUGUGUGUGCAAAUGGCACGCUUACUCCGACUCUCACACAGUGCAGGAAGAGCCAUCUAACUUCUGUUUUCCCCUGUCCCUGUCCAGAACGAGAACACACUUAACCCUGGUGAUAGGAGUGCUUCAGGAAGAUUUCAAAAACAAAAACAAAAUGCUGUUUAGAAAUUGCAUGCUUCUCUAUGACAGUUGCUCAGAAUCUGACUAGUACAUGGUUUUUGUGGCUGUUUUACAGGCAGCUGAAACACUGGAGCACCGAUUUGUCCCACGUGUAUCCCACCUCUGCCCCCCCCCACCCAAGAGUCUGUCAGGGAAAAGUCCAUUUCUGUCCUGUGAGAUGUUUAGUACGUUAAUGGCUUUGUUGUAAGCCAUUCACCUGCAGGAAAACAGGCUGUGGGGAGGUUUGUUUCCUGAGCUUUAGUCUGCUGCAGGCUAACCACAUCUCUAACCGUAGUGCCCGUGCAGGUGUGUGGUGGUAAGCAGGUCUCAUACCCCAGACUCCCGGAGGCCACCCUUGUCCAUUUGUUCUUAGUAACGUGUUCAUGGUGCCGCUGUGUAUCUCGGAGUGCUUGCCCAGCAUGCAGGAGGCCCUGUGUUCAAUCUCCAACAACUGGCCAUUAUUCUGCUCACCUGUAAUCCUGGGUGCUUUGUGAGAGUGAUGACAAUGAUUGAUUACAGGAAGACCGGAAAUCACCCUUGGCUGCAUCAUGAAUUUGAGGCUAGCCUGGGAGACCCGCCCCAAAGGGCAAUGUGUUCCUGCUCUGUUUACAGUUUGCUGUGGGCGUCUAGUUUUCUAUUUGCAUUUGUAAUCACUUUGAUGUUUGGGAUAGCUGGUGGACAGAGCACAGAGCAGGAUGAAUUCUGGGACUGGCACUGUCAGCAUCACUGAAGGCUCCCCUGCCCGAGUUUGCAGGGGAGAGCCGCUCUCAGUAAGACACUGGGCCUUCAUUCCGUCACUCAUGGUUCAGUGGGCAUGGAACCUCUUGCUGGCAUCUGCAUCUACUCACUGUUCAAAGGAGAUACUUUUACUCUCAAGAUUUUACAGAUGGACGGACUUUGGACUGUUUUAUUGUUUUAAAGCAAACAAACAAACAAACAAACAAACAAACAAACAAACAAACAAAAAACCCUCUGUUCCCUAUUAUGAUUUUGCUUAAACAGGAGCAGAGCUGGAAGAAAGCAGGGGUGACCCUUGCUGGUUAUUUGAGAGGCUGGAAGCGAGGGACACAGUAGAAAAUGUGUUGCCACUUUUCUGGGUGCUCUGUUAUUUCUGCCAAACAAAACUGUGUCUUUAAUUGUUUCCCAGGAUUUCACAUGUAAUCGUCUUUAGGCUGGAGAAUGUGUUCUGUGGUCUGAUGUUUUUAAAUAAACAUCGUGCUUGGAGCUGGAGCUCAGCUGUAGAGCCCUUCACAAGUGUGCUUAGGUGUAUGCGUUACUCCUCAGUGUUAAGAAAAAACAAUAUUACUUACUUAAAAUGUCAGUUUAAUUUGGAGAAAUAUGAUGUACUGGUGAGUAUUAGCUUGAACCUGCCCAAAAGAAGCUAAAUUGCCAAGUUAAGGAAUUUACAGACAGAAGUUACACAUCUUUAAAUGUAUCCACAGCAACCAAAUUCGCUUACAUAGAAGGUAUUAAUAGUAUUGGUGCUCUUCUGUUAUUUUCAAAGCACCGUGAUAUACAAGGUUGUAUUUGUUUCUGAGAUUCCCAGACCUUGAGGCCCUGAAGCCCCAGUGAGCUGCUGGUGAACAACCACACAUCUAGCUGUGGUCUCUUCAGUUGCCGGGGUCUCUGAACUUCUUAGGAAGGCUCCGCUGUCAGUUCUUCCAGUGAAGGAGUGAGCUAGGCCACACGAACUUCAUUGAGGGAGCUGGUUUGCAAAGGCUUUGUGGAUUUGGUAUUUUUUUAUAAGAUGCUCAUCAUAAUUUAUACUGACUCACAUGACCUCUGUAAGUCAUUAUACAUGCCAUACACCAGUUGUUAGUCGUUUUUACUACAAGCUAGAAGGUCUCCAAGUUGCACAGAAACCAGGUGGCUGAUCUUUUUGAAAGUUUGUUCCCUGAACCCAGCUGAGCCCCUCAGAACACUGGCCACUGGAAAAAACGGGCUUCUUUAUCCCACUGCUAAGUGGUCAUUACAACUUAAAUUCUCAAGCAUUCUGGGUUUUAAGGCUAUGAAAAAUAUAGACAAUUCAAAAACUAUAUAUAUAUAUUUUAAGUCUACCAUUUGGAGGGUCAUCGUUACCGGUGGUGGUGGUGGUGGUGGUGGUGGUGGUGGUGGUGGUGGUGGUGGUGGUGAUAUGCUAGGGCCAUUUCAUUUACUUAUAUUUAAACUUUUAAAAUAUUUAUUUCCUGUGUGUAUGCACAUAUGCUUGUGUGCCUCAGCACGCACACACUGAGGUCAGAGGUCAGGGGAUAACUUUCAGGAGAAUUGGUUCUCCUUCCAUCGUGCGGGUUCCAGGGAUCAGGAAAGCUCAGGUUGUCAGGCUCUGAAGCAAGUACCUCUGCCUGCUGAGCCAUCUCGCCUGCCCUUAUAACAGCGUCUUAACUGGCGUGGGCAUGUUUGAGCCUCAGGAAUACUUUAACCUCACACCGGUGCCUUUGUGUUAGCAAUGCAGCCACCAAGAUGGGGGGAAGCAAGGAAGGCCACCCGAGGUUGCACAGGGUCCCCUGAAAUGCAUGUGUCCCUGCCUGUAUCACGAGCAAGUGUCUGCCUCCUCACACUAACUAUCCAGCGUGCGAUAUAGUCUUGUGCCUCCAGCGAGCUCUUUGGUGUCUUCUGUGAUUGCGUUUCUUCUCAUAAAUGAAUAAUAUUGUUGGUGUAUCUAAUUGUCUCUCGUAGUCAGUGUUAAUUAUACUUAUGGAAAAUAAUCUUGUACUGGUUAUGAAUUCCCCUGACCACCAGGAUUUCAGUUUGCUUCAAGAGGUAACAAGUGUGAAGUUUUCUUUCUAAAGGACUUGUUUUUCUUCCCCUACUGUGUCAGGAAUCCUAAAGGUGCUGUGUCCAGGUUGGUGUGUGUCUGCUUGGCUCACGCACCCCUAGAGUGAAUUUGCCUCUGGAGGGGGCGGGGGUCUCUCUAACACACCUCGCAGGGGCGCCGCUUUGCCUUGCCGCCGCAGACAGCCGCUUGCUUUCCCGAAGUUUUCGCCUGUGCUGCGGAGAGGUGCAGCCGUGACUUCCCGAUGGCGCUGGCCUGUCUGUAGCUGCUUUGCUGAAGCACUAACAGUUCUGCGGUGUGGAACAUUUACCUGUGCUUCCUAACAAGUGCUAAGCCCCAAGUGUGUGCUUCAGGGGGCUGCAGUUUUUGAACGGUUUGGGAAAACAUGUCUGUUUUUGUUUUUUGUUUUUUUUAUGGUCCUCAUGGAAAGGACUGUGCUCAGAAAGUGCAGGAAGGUAAAAAGAUCUUUAUCUGUUGGUUAGGCAGGGUGGUUUCCGAGUUAGUCUGGGCUCUUCCUGGUGCCAUCCAGUGAGGUAAAGAAAUCUCAGGAAAGGUGGUCCAGCCUGUGACACGAAUUCUUAUUGUUUUAGUUGAGACGCUUCUAAUGUAGUGUAGGCACACUUUUAUGCCCUGUCAGAUUUGAAUGAAUUAAAUGACAUUUUAUUUAAUAUUCCAUGCUUUGAAGAAUUAAAUUUCCUUUCCAAAAGACAGAAAUACAGUCUUUUAUAUAUGUCCAUGAGUAUUCUGUUUUUAGUUUUUAUGUUGAAGUGCUGAAAUGUUAAAAGUAGAUUCUAUGUAUUCUAUUAACAUUUUCAAAUUAUAAAGUUUAUAUUCUUAAGUAAUUUAAGGAAAAUUGUCCUUAAAUUUUCAUUUUCUUGAAAAAUGGUAAAUUUAAGCUUUUUGGUAAGAAGAACUUGGAUAUAAUUGUCCCUUUUAACAAUUUUUAAAAGAGUUGAAUAAAUGGUGAUUUUUUUU